AUGUGGGGGUGCUGCUGUCAGGGCGGUGGGGGUCGGCUGUGUCCGGGGACUGGUCGGGAGAAGAGCAGCCUGUGUCAUACUUGUAAGGAAGCAGGAACCUUUGAGGAUCGCCACGAUUGCAGCAUGUCUCCAUGAAAAGGACUCUGCUAUCGGGGAGUUUGCUUGGGGUGAGCAGGGAGCAGCCUGCAGAAGAAUGUCUCACUCCACAGCCACCAGCUGUCUCCUUUAAUAAAGCUGAUCAAGACGGUUUAUUGAAAAAUACCCCAGAUCAACCAGAGAACCCCAAGAUCCUUAAAAUUGCAAUCAUAGGGGCCCCAAAUGCUGGAAAAUCAACACUGUCCAAUCAGCUACUUGGCAGAAAGCUGUUUCCAGUGUCCAGUAAGGUGCACACUACUCGCUGCCAAGCACAGGGUGUCAUUACAGAAAGCGACACACAACUGAUUCUGCUAGACACACCUGGUAUGGUCAAUGCUGUCAAAGCUAAAAGGCAUAACCUGGAGAAGUCCCUUCAGCAGGACCCGUGGGAGUCUGUGAAGUUGGCGGACGUGGUACUGGUGUUGGUGGAUGUUUCUGAGAAGUGGAUGAGAAAGUCUUUGCACUUGGAGGUUUUCAAAUGUAUGUCCCAGAACCCAACUAUUCCCAGCAUCCUCAUACUGAACAAGGUUGACCUGUUAAAGGAUAAAGGCUGUUUGUUGGAGAUCACAGACACACUGACUGACGGAGUAGUGAAAGGGAAGAAAGCUAAUGUACAGUCUGAGAUAAUAAGUUCACAUAAAAAAACAAAAGAUGACACAUUUGUGAAGAAAGAUGAUGCCUGUUGGAACAGCACUGAACAGUCACAGGGAUCUACAAUACCUGAUCCAUCCUUGGAUGCGCCUGCAGAUCUUACUAAGAAGAAAUUGAUGCACAAAGACUUGGAAAAGGUUGGGUGGGCCCAUUUUGAAGAGGUUUUCAUGCUAUCCGCCAUAAGUGGAGAUGAAGUAGAGACGCUAAAGAGGUACCUGAUGACUCUUGCCAAGCCUGGAGAAUGGGUAUUUCAUAGUGAUGUUGUUACCACCCAGUCACCCCAGGAAAUCUGUGAUAAUAUUAUUAGAGAGAAGCUUCUGGAGUACUUACCCCUAGAGAUACCAUACAGUAUCACUCAGGUUACAAAUUUAUGGGAAGAAGGUUCCAGUGGUGAACUGGUUAUUAUGCAAACAUUGCUGGUAGCAAAAGAAAACCAUGUGAAAAUAGUAAUUGGUCCUGGUGGGCAGCUCAUCGGCAGGAUUGCCAGCGAGGCUGGACGAGACUUAAUGAACGCUUUUCUCUGUGAUGUCCGACUGCGCCUUUCUGUAAAGUUUAAAAAGUGA
Staurois parvus is the source of this 1349-nucleotide messenger RNA. The record is from the annotation of a GenBank genome assembly. NCBI's taxonomy places the organism in Eukaryota, Metazoa, Chordata, Amphibia, Anura, Ranidae.